AUGCCUAUCUGCCAAGGUCCAGAGUUUACCGUCCCAUCUGUUGCCUCCACCCCAACUGUUGGGUUUGGAUCUGCAGGGCUCGGCUGGGGAGGUCUUGGCUAUGGAUAUGGAGGUCCCGGCUGUGGGUAUGGAGGUCUCGGCUUAGGAUAUAAAGGUCUUGGUUUUGCACAUGGUCUAGGCUAUGGUCUGGGCUGGGGCCAUGGUCCUGCUGUGGCUGAAACUUCUGGCAGUCUUGGAACCCUGGCUGGAGUCGCCCCUUCCUGCAUCAACCAGAUCCCACCAGCAGAAGUCGUCAUCCAGCCACCUCCUGCCGUCUUGACCAUCCCAGGACCCAUCCUCUCUGCUACUGGUGAACCAGUUUCUGUGGGAGGCAACACUCCAUGUGCCAUUAGUGGUUCUGGGGUGGUAGGAGCAGGCUUCUAUGGGGGGCUAGGAGGCCUUUAUGGAGGCUGGGGUUCCAGACUGGGCCUGAAGAGGGGUGGAUUCGUUGGAAAAUGGCCUUUGCUGGGACGCCGUGCCAGCGUCUGUUCAAUCCCUUGUUAA
Molecule: messenger RNA, 543 nt
Organism: Eublepharis macularius
Lineage: Eukaryota; Metazoa; Chordata; Lepidosauria; Squamata; Eublepharidae
Product: claw keratin-like
Exons: 1
Coding region: 1-543 (180 amino acids)
Cellular component (GO): intermediate filament
Molecular function (GO): structural constituent of cytoskeleton
Source: RefSeq, a predicted model, not a curated record